Molecule: messenger RNA, 2632 nt
Organism: Podospora pseudopauciseta
Lineage: Eukaryota; Fungi; Ascomycota; Sordariomycetes; Sordariales; Podosporaceae
Exons: 2
Coding region: 1-2397 (798 amino acids)
Source: RefSeq, a predicted model, not a curated record
AUGGCCAAAAAGAAGUCUUCGUCCCAAGAGGACCUCGUCGAGGCUGAAAGCGACCUCGGUCACCAGAAACUGGUCAGGUCCCAGCAGCAACUCAUAAUAUGCAGAAACAAACACUGGCGAUACAUAUCCGCCUUCCACGGCCCAUGGCUCCAGCUUCCCCCCGAGGUCAUUGAGACUCUGGCCAAUAUCAAUUACAACACCCCUCGACCCCGCCCGAUCGAUCCUGCCGUGUUUUUCGACCUCGUCAAGAUUAGGAGACUCGUCGACGAGGCCAUUGACCUGGCUGUGCGCGCGGCGAGCGGCGUUGCUUCUCUCAGCCAGCAGAGCAUCCCCGGCCUACACCAUGCAGCCGCGUUGGGCCUUGGGUUUGGCUUUCGUCCAGGAAACCAAGCAAAGCUAAGUCCGGAGAGAAAACAUCGAAUGCGAAAAGAUGCGACCCACAAGCUUUGCAAGGCGUACAAGCUGGAUGAAGUAGCCUGUAGCGUCUCAACCAUGCAGAGCGCUUCGGCACUGGAGGAGGUUGCUUCUUUGGUGCUUCAACGGAGUCCGGACGACAGCGACGCCAAAUAUGUGCACUUCUUUCACGAAAAGAUUCCAAGUCGACAGCUCGCCGAAUGCACGAGCUUGCAGCCAUUGGACGAAGCGAUACACGAGAAUCCCUCGGACCCAGAGCCUCUGAGGACUCGAGGCAUCGUCAAGAUAUUCAAGGAGGACUUUCAAGGGGCCGUCGCCGAUUUCACAGACGCUCUGAGGGUCCAUCGCCUUCGCCGACCAACCCACCGUUAUGCAGGAAAGGAGGCCGAAGCCGAGCAGCAAGUGGCGCAAAGGACGGCGCGAAGAACCGAGGAUGUUGUCUUGAAGGAAGAAGAGCAGCCGAGCAGCCUGGAGACACAGCUUUUGUUCCAACGUGCUGGAGUCUAUCUCACCAUGGCCUGCCAGCAUGUUGACGCAGCCUUCCCCGACGGCUCUCCCCAAGUGCCAGAACCGGACAGCGACGGCGACCAGGCCUCCCCGCCAUUGUCCCCCAAGGUUCUGGAGGCGAGGCAGCAUGUGAGACAGAAUGCGAAGCGGGCGCUUCGUGACUACAUGACUUACCUUUCCCAUUUCGAGUACUCGCCCGAUCUACCCUUGGACAUCGCCGAGGACUUUGCCCGCAAGGUGAACUCUGUCGCCAACGGCGUCCGUGUUCCCCGCCACACCACCAAGUCGGCGUCGCCCGUUGGAAACGACGAGAGAACCACACAGAAACCACACCGCAUCUACGUCCUCUCGGAUUUGUUUGCUCCUUCGCCACCACCAGAUCUCCCGCCGUAUCCCAUCACGGACCUAGCCUCCCUGCAGGCACACCAGCCACCUCCGCCCGUUCUUUCUCCCGUCAUCACAGAAACACUGACAUACCACCCCCUUUUGGCCGACGCUCUCCACGCUCUCUUACUCUGCCACUGUCUCAUCCAGACCUCGGCCAAGGAGCUCCUCCGCCACGCCUACAUGGUCGCCCGCCUGGCCCGCCUAGCAGACGGCUACCCAGCCUUCCAAGCUAGUCGCUCCCCCGCCCGCGCGGACUGGGUCGAGGUCCUGCGCGCAGGAGGAAACUGGAUCCAGCUAGCAGGCGCAUGGGAUGAUCUCUGCGCGCCAGCUCCGGUGCCCGUUUUGCACCCGAAUGGUUCCUCUCCGCUGCAUCAUCUUCAGCACCAGCCGCCGCAGUUUAAACCUGCACUGCCGUCGUUAGACACCACCGGAUCAGAAGUAUCCACCGAACUGAAGGAGCUUCCCUCCCCUUUCCCAUUUCCUGUCCCAGUCGAGACAGAAAAACAGCGCAAGGACCGCUUGCAUCACCAGAUUGUUCUCGACGCCUUGGGCGACGAGCGGGUGAGCGACGAGCCGAGUUUCCGGCAGGCCGUGCUGGCCAGGCAGCUGAGGGCGGAGCACGACUACCAGCUUGCGAAUGCCGUGGCUGAGCUACGCGCGCAGAUAACAUCCGGUGUUGUGGCUGGACAACCACAACAACCACAACAACCACCACAACAACAACAACAACAACAACAACAACAACAACAACAACAACAACUCCCGGCAAAUGGUCGUGAUAAUGAGGAUGAUGAUGGGUCUAGUUUAGAAGGGGCAAUCGGGGAUUUAGACAUUGACGGGCAAAAGGUCACGAGCGAUGGGAAUGGCGGGGUUGUUGCUCGUGCCCAAGGGAACGGGAAUGGUGGUGGGCCAGGUAGGCAUGAGCUCGAGAAGGAGUACCCUGUUGGGAGCGAUAGGGCUUUGGCCGUGGCGAGGUGGGUGUUGGAUGCGCCGCCUAAUGCGGGGAUCGUUCCCGGGGAUGGGAAGAAGAGGAGGAAGAGGACGGUCAAAAAGGUUGCUGCUCCUGGGGGUGAGGCGGAGAAGGUUUAGAUGCUGGCUGGUUGGCUGCAUGACUGCGAUAUCAUUGUACCAAGUAGAAGGGAAGGGGCCCAACCGACUCGUUGAUGUUUUGUGUUGAAAAAUAGUCUAUAUACAAAUCCAUCAACUGUACAAAGUAACACAGUGGCCAUAAUCUGCAAACCUACUUGUAUCCAAGAACAACCAGACACAAAAAGAAAUGAGUAAAAUCAACGCUUAGGUAUCCCGUCAACUCCUGUAGCCCCCC